CUCCUCCUCCUCCCAACCCUCUACCUCCUCCACACGAUCCGCAAAGACUACCAUGCCUUCCUCGCCCUGGGACCAGGAGGCACCCCCUCAACCCCAGCAGGCUACCUCCGGAUCUGCAUCCUCCGGCUCUUCAUCCUGCGCAACCCGUUACUCGCCCCAACAAUCCCCCCCUGCGUCCAGCCGCAACAAGGCCUGCUUCGCGCCUCGCACCUGCCCCCGCGCGCCGGCCCCCGCCCCACCGUCACCGGGAUCGCGCCGCAACGCCAAACGACCCAAAAGAGCGACGCCGCGAUCUACGAGACGCUGUCCACCGAGAUCCACCGCCUGGUCGCCCAGCACCCGGACACGCUAUACACGGGCACCUCGUGCUUCGAGAAGUAUAGCACGGGGAUGUUCUGCGCGGGGAACGGGAACGGCAACGGCAACGCUGCCUGCGGUCCCGACAGCCUCACCACCACCUCCCUCCAAACCCUCAAAGUAUCCAACCCCGGCGUCAACAACAACAGCCACCAACAAGAACAACGCCGCCACCGCCUCACCUGCAACGGGGAGGUGUGUCACGCGCACCCGAGCGACGGCAGCCUGCACCUGACGCUGCACCCGGCGGACGUGAAGCUGGUGCUGGAGCGCGGCUGGGGCCAGCGGCACCCGCUGGCCCGCGACAGCUGGUGGUGGUGGCUGCGCAUCGUGCCGCCCGGGUUUGUGAUGGUGUAUGCGCCGCGCGACGCCGAGGAGCUGGACUGUGUGCUCGAGAUUAUCCGGGCGGCGGCGUGGUGGGUGAGCGGGACGGAGUUG
Aspergillus aculeatinus CBS 121060 is the source of this 795-nucleotide messenger RNA. RefSeq lists its product as uncharacterized. NCBI's taxonomy places the organism in Eukaryota, Fungi, Ascomycota, Eurotiomycetes, Eurotiales, Aspergillaceae. The record is from RefSeq and is a predicted model, not a curated record. The transcript has a single exon. The annotation marks the transcript as partial.